This is a messenger RNA of Empidonax traillii (willow flycatcher), 676 nucleotides long. It is a transcript of the gene LLPH, whose product is annotated as LLP homolog, long-term synaptic facilitation factor. The record is from RefSeq and is a predicted model, not a curated record. The coding region runs from base 51 to 395 and encodes 114 amino acids. Gene Ontology annotation, biological process: dendrite extension. Gene Ontology annotation, cellular component: nucleolus. The transcript is spliced from 3 exons. Gene Ontology annotation, molecular function: RNA binding. Lineage: Eukaryota; Metazoa; Chordata; Aves; Passeriformes; Tyrannidae.
UGCGGCCUUGCGCGGUGGCUGGCGGCGGCCUCGUGCCUGGCGGGCAGGCCAUGGCCAAGAGCCUCAGGAGCAAAUGGAGGAGGAAGAUGAGGGCGGAGAAGAGGAAGAAGAACGCGCCCAAGGAGCUGGAGAGGCUGAAGAAGAUCCUGGGAGCCAACGCGGACGUUGUCAUGGAGGAGGUCAAGGAGGUGGCGACCGUGCUGCCCCCCGAGAAAGUCCUGGAGCAGAGGGAUGACUGCAAAAUGGACCUGGAUAAUAAACGGAACAAAAAAACUCUUCUAGACCAGCAUGGGCAGUACCCGAUAUGGAUGAAUUCCAGGCAAAGAAAGAAGCUUAAGGCACAACGUGUAAAAGGGAAAAAAAAAUCAAAAUUGGCCAAAGGCCUUGUCUGGUAAAAUCAGUUUUGUAAGAUCAUGAAUAUUUUACUUAAUAAAUUUCCCACAUAUUUUGUGCUUGGUCACUGAGUAUAAUUUAUUGUGUCAAAUGGAAUGUGAAGAGACUCUUAGGCCAGCAAAUGAUGAAACAAGUAUCAGCUUGGUGUCUCCUGUACUUAAAAAGCAAGAUGAGUGCCUUUGAGUAGACUAAUUGUCUGUCAAUAUCUAUUUUCUUAAGGGGGGAGGGUCUUCAUCUUUUAUAUUGUGAACACCGAAAACACUAAAGGAAAUCCUGAAAAUAA